AAAGGUAACAGUUACUUAAAAAAAUAAUGAUAAUCCGUUAACGUUUUUAUUUUAUUUAUCAUUAACGAUUAAAGUAAAUCUAAAGUACAAGUUAAUUUAAUAAAUAUAAGUACUACUUAAAUCAACAGGAAGAUAGACUAUAUUUAAAUCUCACUUUAGUGAUAAUAUAAACAAAGUAAGGAACGAAUUUAGCAGAUAAUAAGAACGGAUAUGAAUAAAUAUGAGUGUAACAAGUCGUGAUAGUCGUCGUAAAUCGUUUUCUGUCAGUGUAUUAACUAAUUUCUUUGAGUCUGGUGGUGUUCUUCAACAUUUAUUUAAAGAAUCACUCAACGAUAGUGGACAUUCUUCGUCUACUUCCUGGAUGAAAAAAGAUGAAGUUAAAAAGUUAAACGAGGAACACCUUGUUGCUGAAAGGAGGAAAUUGUUUCAAAACUCUACAAGCUCGAUAAACUUAAAUCCAUCAAACGGUCCUAAAUAUAUUAAAAGCAUGCCACCGACUAAAUCAAUUAAUAUGGUAGAAAAAAACAACUUUCAACAACAAGAAGGUGUUAUACGACAUCGUCACUCUUAUGAAGAUAUCCAAAAAACAAGAAAAUCUGUUAUGGACACGAUCAUCAAGUACAUUGAGGGCGAUGUUUCCGAGGAUGAUAUCGAAGAAGAUACUUCAAUUGAAAUUUCUCAAAAUGAAAUUGAAGAAUGUGAAGAUAUGAUGAAGGAUAUACAAAAAAGUUGGAGUCAUAUUAAUUUAUUUGUUGAUAAUAUCGAUGAAGAUGAUAAUGAAAAUUUUUAUGAAAAUGAAAAUGAAAGUUUGUAUGGAAAUAUUAAUGAGAACAUUAAUGAAAAUAUUAAUGACAAUAUUAAUGAAAAUUUUAAUGAAAAUAUUAACGAAAAUAUUAAUGAAUGUAUUAAUAAAAACGUGGUCAAUAUUGAUGGUGUUAAAAAUGAUGUAGAAGAAUGUGGUGAUGAAGAAAAUAAAGAAAUAUCAAAUUGUAUAAAAGAAAUUCAAACAGAUUUUAAUAAUCUUUAUGAUUCUGCAAAAGAAUUAGACCAAAAUGAAAGGAAAGAAUUAAAUCUUAGAAGAAGUAUUAACUUUGUAAAAAGUAAUCGUUCUUCGAGUAAACGUAGAAAAAUGAAAAAGAAACCUGAUAACAUCGACAACGUCGUUUACCCAUACGACAAUAAAAACCAAGAAAUAUCAUCACCUGAACCGACUCCAAUUAAUUCUUCAGAUAACUCAAUUUUAAAUAACUUUUCUUUUGAAAUAAACGAUGAUUUUUUUGGAAAAAUGUUAGAACCAAUCGAUUUUAUAGUAGAAACAUACAAUAAUAAAGAAGAAAACGUUCUUUAUAAAUUAAUAUUAAAACGAGAACCGAUUUUGAUUCCAAACGAAGUUUAUAAAGAUGAAAAUCGGUUUUCUUGUGAAUCAACUUGUUCGAGUUCAAAUUCGAAUGUAAAUUUAAACGAUUCGGAAGAUAUUAAAAUUCUUUUAAAAAUUACUCAACCGGAAGAUGAUUUUAGAAAUUUUGAGAGUGAAGAUGAAGGAUUGAAUCAAAAUGAUUAUGACGCACAUGUUUACGAAAAUUUCUCAAUCGAAAACGGAAACGUUAAGGAAAAAAUAAAUCAUGCAUACGAAAAUUGGACGGUUUGCGAUAAGGAUAAUAACCAAAGAAUUACGAUUACUCACGAAUCCGUUUUGAAUGGUAAAUUUUUGCAAGUACCCGGAGGAAUUCCACCUAAAUUAUUACCCUCACCGAAAAAACAACACAUUAUAGAUGAAUUGAAACAAACUGAAUUAAAAUUUUUGGAUGGAUUAGAAUAUGUUAUUCAUCAAUAUUUAAAACAUUUUAAAAAUCACCCAAAUGUUAAACAAAUCGGAAUGGGUAUUAGUCAAAUAUUUGGGAAUAUUGAAGACAUUUUUGAAGCAAAUCAAAAGUUUUAUGAGAGACUACUACAAUGUAAUUAUUCCGUUGAAAAAAUUGCAAAAUUAUUUCUAGAAAGUGAAUACAUAUUUUUAUUAUCUUCUGAUUACAUGAGAAAUAAAUACAAAACUCAACAUAUUUACGAACAAUACAUAGGAGCUUUAUCAGAGCGUCAAAAACAAUUAAACGAUAAGAAAACUUGCGACAGUUAUUUAUUAACCCCAGUACAAAGAACGACUCGAUAUAAACUUCUUUUAGAAAGUUUAUUAAAAGAUUUAAAGAAAAACGGUGAAGAAACGACUCUUUUAGAAAAAGCAAUUGAUUUUAUCGAUAAAAAUAUAUCCGAAGCAAAUCGGCUUUUAGCCAUCGACUCAAUUCGUAAUUGUCCAAUUAAUUUAACAAAUAAAGGUCCUCUUUUACUAAAAGAUAGUUUCAAUAUUAAAAGAAAAUAUAGAAGUCUUAUUUUCUUGUUUAAAGAUGUCGUUGUAUUCACAGUCGAAAGUAAAGCAAAACAAGAUAUUUUUGAAUACAAAGAUAGCAUUUUGCUAUCUGACCUAUCGUUAAAACAUCAAACCAAUUCAAACGUUUUUACGCUUAUUAAUUUUCCAAAGAGUAAAAUGGAAACGAAUCGUUUUGAGGAUAAUACAAGUUUUGAAAUAGAAGCGGUAAAUAGUAAAACAUGCAAUCUAUGGGUGAAUAAAAUUCGAGAUAUUUUAUGGGUACAAUUGAAUAGUUAUAAACAAAACCGGAAAACUAUGACAAAUUUAACUCCAAGUCCUACAAAUGAAAAUAAAGGUAAAUACUUUUGAAAUAUUCAUUAAUACAGUAAAACCUGAAUGUAACGGACCUCAUCACAAU
This is a messenger RNA of Onthophagus taurus, 2777 nucleotides long. Its product is annotated as rhoGEF domain-containing protein gxcJ-like. Gene Ontology annotation, biological process: axon guidance. Gene Ontology annotation, cellular component: extrinsic component of membrane; cytoplasm. Gene Ontology annotation, molecular function: guanyl-nucleotide exchange factor activity. The record is from RefSeq and is a predicted model, not a curated record. NCBI's taxonomy places the organism in Eukaryota, Metazoa, Arthropoda, Insecta, Coleoptera, Scarabaeidae.